This is a messenger RNA of Cladocopium goreaui, 1498 nucleotides long. The record is from the annotation of a GenBank genome assembly. Lineage: Eukaryota; Dinophyceae; Suessiales; Symbiodiniaceae.
CCAAUAUUUGUGCCAUGUUCCUUUGGUGCCUCUUUGGUGCCGAUGCGGUGCCAUCUGGUGGGCAUUGCAUGGAGGAGAACGUACUCAUGCAGAUGGUGAGCCUCCAGCCGAACGUGCGCAGCCGUGCGGGCAGAUUCCGCCGCUUCCGCCGCUUCCGCCGCUUCGGCCGCUUCGGUGCGAAGACAACCAGCACUGAGAGCAGCACGACGCAAGAAACGACCACCAGCAUUGAGACCACAACAACAAUGCAAGAAACGACCACCAGCAUUGGGACCACAACAACAAUGCAAGAAACGACCACCAGCAUUGGGACCACAACAAUGCAAGAAACGACCACCAGCAUUGGGACCACAACAACAAUGCAAGAAACGACCACCAGCAUUGGGACCACAACAACAAUGCAAGAAACGACCACCAGCAUUGAGACCACAACAACAAUGCAAGAAACGACCACCAGCAUUGAGAGCACAACAACAAUGCAAGAAACGACCACCAGCAUUGAGAGCACAACAGCAAUGCAAGAAACGACCGCCACCACCACCAGGGUGGUAUGCACUGGUGGCACUUCGGGAGGUUCUGAAGUGGCUCUCACCAAAAUCAUUGAUACCAGCCGGCCCCAAAAUAUGUUCACAUUCAAUGUAAAUGUGACAUCCCCAGAAUGUGAAUGCGUGGGCAGUCCUGUUUUCUGGUCCAUACCCGGCUUCCUUCGUGUUGAUGUGAUCGGUGUUCAGGAUGCGAAUAGUGUAUCUUUCAUCAGCAUCACAAGUCCCAAUGACACAGAUGUGAAAGUAGCACCAUUUCGCUCUGGGACGCUUCUCACGGCCGGGACCGUGGCAUUCAACGGCUUCCCAGCAAAUGGCAGCUGGGUUAUUAAAUUGCUGGAUGCCAGCGGCAACCUUUCAACCCAAACGGGCUCCACCUUUACAAUCCAGUUUGGGCUUAUCAGCUGCAGGCAGGUUUUGCCAACACCUGAUUGUGUUGGCAAUUCUUUUGGUGGGCGGGUGUGGGUUGCCCAGAAUGCCUCACUAGUGGGCACGACUCUUUCUCCUAGCCCCACCCUCCUCCACUUUGAUGUGGAGGCGAGCAGUGCCUGCUGCGUCGUCAGUGGUUUUGUGCAGCUUAGACUUGAAUUCAACGCCGUUUCAAGUCCAAGUGGAAUAAGAACCUUGACCGCUGCUGGUCUGAGCCCAGAUGCCAUUCCAUUCUAUUUGAGAACUGAUUUGUUCGACAUUUACCUGCGGGGGACCUGGGUCACUCGUGGGGUUGCACAUGUGGCCGCAUUUGGAGGUCGAGCCGCUGGGCUGUGGACCCUAAGCACGUCCACAGAUGGUCCUUAUACGGCGGUCAUCAACAGCCUCGGCUGGACUCCGCAGCUUCAGGUAGGCGUGGGGGAUUGCCCCUAGGGACAGCCAAGGACAAACGUCUCUUGCCCUGACAGCUGGAGCCUUCCUAGCUGAAGGAUAGCCUUAGGACAAACACCUGAGCUCUCGCGGCUGGG